UAAUAGAAAACAAGUUCGUUCGUUGACCACGAUGGUUGUGGUGAAAAUAGCUUUCAUUUUGAGUGUGGGCCUAGUAGGCAUAUUGGCCCACAACCACCAGUCAAAGGAGCUGGAUGCGAAAUACAAUUGGUGGCAGCACGAGGUCUUCUACCAGAUCUACCCGAGAUCCUUUCAGGACAGCAAUGGCGAUGGUAUUGGUGAUCUGCAAGGUAUUACGUCUAGGUUGCAGUAUUUUAAGGAUACGGGCAUCACGUCCGUAUGGUUGAGUCCCAUUUAUGAGUCACCAAUGGUUGACUUUGGAUACGAUAUAUCUAACUAUACAAACAUACAGCCGGAAUAUGGCACCCUUGAGGACUUUGACGCCCUGAUAGCCAAGGCCAAUGAACUGGGCGUGAAGGUGAUCCUGGACUUUGUUCCCAAUCACAGCUCGAAUAAGCAUCCCUGGUUCAUAAAGUCAGUGGCCCGAGAGCCAGGGUACGAGGAUUUCUAUGUGUGGGAGGAUGGUAUUCUCCUGGAGAACGGAACUCGUGUGCCGCCCAACAAUUGGCUCUCGGUGUUCUCCGGAUCCGCUUGGAUGUGGAACGAGGAGAGGCAGCAGUAUUAUCUCAGGCAGUUCACCUAUGGACAACCCGAUCUGAACUACCGAAAUCCCGCCGUCAUUAAGGCCAUGGACGAUGUGAUGCUCUUUUGGCUAAACAAGGGUAUUGCCGGUUUCCGCAUUGAUGCCAUUAUAUAUAUUUACGAGGAUGCUCAGUUGAGGGAUGAGCCUCCAAGUGGCACUACCGAUGAUCCGAAUAAUGAGGCCUACUUGAGCCACAUCUAUACCAGAAAUCAGCCUGAGGAUUACGGCCUCCUUCAGCAUUGGCGGCAACUUCUGGAUAAUUAUACAGCUAACCACGAGGGACCACUGAGGAUAAUGAUGACCGAGGGUUACGCCUCGGUGUCGCAACUAAUGGAAUACUACGAAGAUUCCAAAGGAGUUCAGGGUCCUCAGUUUCCCUUCAACUUUGACUUCAUCACUGAACUGAAUGCCAAUUCGACAGCUGCGGACUUUGUCUUCUAUAUCUCCAGGUGGCUCAUCUAUAUGCCACAUGGUCAUGUGGCCAACUGGGUAAUGGGAAAUCACGACAAUCCUCGAGUGGCAUCACGAUUUGGUGAGAAAUCUGUGGACGCCAUGAAUAUGCUGCUGAUGACACUGCCAGGAAUUGGUAUUACUUAUAAUGGCGAGGAGUUGGGCAUGACUGACUACAGGGACAUCAGCUGGAGCGAUACGGUGGAUCAGCCCGCUUGUGAGGCUGGAAUCGACAACUACAAGACGAUCUCUAGAGAUCCCGAGCGAACUCCCAUGCAAUGGAAUAGUGAUCUAAAUGCAGGAUUCUCAUCCGCCAACCGCACUUGGUUGCCUGUCAAUCCGAAUUAUAAGGAACUCAAUCUUCGCAAUCAGCAGCAGGCGAGGCGAAGUCAUUACAAGAUCUAUCAGUCCCUUCUGAAGCUCAGACAACUGCCAGUUCUGAAGAACGGAUCCUUUGAUCCAGAAGUGGUUAAUCGCAGGGUCUUUGCUUUCAAGCGAGAACUGAAGAACGAGCACACUCUCCUGACCAUCGUGAACGUGAGCAACCGCACUGAACUGGUGGACAUCGCGGACUUUAUAGAUCAGCCCAAUCGAUUGAGUGUCCUUGUGGCGGGCGUGGACUCGCAACACCGGGUGGGGGAUCGACUUAAGGCCGAGGCUAUUGAAUUGGCGCCCAACGAGGGAUUAGUUAUUCAGCUGAAUAAGCGAAAGUAAGCGACGAACUACUUGGAAUUCCACAUUAAAGUACGAGAAAACUUUCCAUUUGCCAA
This is a messenger RNA of Drosophila mauritiana, 1842 nucleotides long. Its product is annotated as maltase 1. The record is from RefSeq and is a predicted model, not a curated record. The coding region runs from base 32 to 1786 and encodes 584 amino acids. The transcript has 3 exons. Gene Ontology annotation, biological process: carbohydrate metabolic process. NCBI's taxonomy places the organism in Eukaryota, Metazoa, Arthropoda, Insecta, Diptera, Drosophilidae.